UCGAUCGAUUCACACUCAACCGCAUUCGAAGAUCAGGAGUUCAGAGAAGCAAGGAAGUCCGCACAUUUAAGAGGCACAAGUAACAUGACAGUACCAAGGAUCAUCGUGUGCCUGACCAUCACCAUUCUCGCUGGCAAUGCGCUGGGCGCAUCCAUAUCCACAUCCGCCGGAAGUGGAAGUGGAGAAGAAGGACGACCCCAGAGGAUCGGCGAGUGCCGCAAGCUCUGCUACCGCCAGUCCCUGCCGGUGGCCACGCCCCUCCUCUGCCGAUCCCGGCCAGAGUGCUACAUGUGCCACGACUACUGCCGCGUCCUCGAGGUCGUCCAGCGGAGUCUGGCCACCUCGAUGUGCGCGGAUCGGGAGUUCUGCACCCGGGGAUGUCGGGUGGCCUGCGCGUACCACCGGAUGGGGCUGUUCCACCAGGACACGAGUGCCAAUGCGGUGCUCAAGAAGUGA
Messenger RNA from Drosophila rhopaloa, 456 nucleotides. RefSeq lists its product as uncharacterized. Lineage: Eukaryota; Metazoa; Arthropoda; Insecta; Diptera; Drosophilidae. The record is from RefSeq and is a predicted model, not a curated record.